AGAAGGAAAAAAGAAAAACGAAAGAAGAACAAAAAGCACAGAAUAAAGCAGAAAUCAAAUGGCAGGCAGAGGUUCACAGAGCGAAACAGAACAUACUUGGACGACGUAUAGCGAAGAAAUCCGGUGAAGCGAGACAACCGCACAAUCUAUACACGAGAGAUGAAACGAGUGAGCAAACGAGAGGCGACAACGUAACCGAGAAUCACCGCGAGAGACGGAGUAAGUCCGUCUAAAGGGAAGAGCGGUGGAAGAAAGAGAGAGAGAGAGAGAGAUUGUGGAGGAUGGUGGGUUAUAGUGACGUCACGUCGGGUCGAUACUCACCCACACUCUAUUUGCCGGCGUGGUGGUGGGCUAUGGGGGCGCAGGCGCGGCCUCGUACGCUCCUGAGCUCCUUCCCGCCAUAUUAGCCAGCAUGGGGUAGGCGAGGAUGUUGAACAGGGGUGAUACGGGCUGCUUCUUCUCCCACAAGGUAAUCCGUGUACCUGUGUCGCGUGGUCCUGGCCCUGCGCUCUCACGUAUCUGUUCUUUCAUCUAUCCUGCAGUGUCUAUAGCCGUCUAAAACCGACUAAUUUGGGCCCCGAUAAACGCAAACGUCCCCGUAGUCAAGGUGUACAAGGGUGGACCGGUGUGCCCUAGUUGUUGGGAUUCUCGUGAUUCCUUCCUUGACACUUGGUGAGAUAUAUAUAAUCCUCGAGGAGUGUGCUCGCGUGUCACGCAUGGAUAAACGCACGAAUAGCAUCACGGCGAGGACCACGGAUCUCGACACCUCGACAGCAAAGGAAGAAGAGAAGCAGAGGGCCUGGACAUCGGGUGAAACGAGGAAGAGAAGGGUUGAGAGCAGCUGCACGAUCAAGGGUGAGGAACUCCUCACCGCUUCCGACGGCCUUCCCGAGGACACGUCUAACAAAAGAGGUUGCAAAUCGGCCGCGCAAGUGUGGAUGUCUUUAUUGUCCCUGUGCGACCGGAUGUGCGGCUCUGCCGCGUGGCUCGUCCUCUUCACAUGCCUCCACGGGGUGCGCCGGGGGGAAGUGACAGACAUAAGCGCAAGUCCUGGAAGGCAAGCACCUGCCAACCAGUUGCGCCCCAAAGAACCACCCCCCAUGGUCAUUCAGGGAGACUUCAGGAAGGUGAGUGGAAUCAGUACAGAGAUAUUCAAGCAGAUCGAAACCGUCGAGAACGAUCAUGACGCCUCGACAGCAGCUGCCCUCGAAGCUGUCGAACGAAGGGGUGAGAUGGUUGUCCGGGUCAUCGAGCCACGACAGAUGGGCAGGCAGGCGUCCGAAGCGGCGAAGAAGUUCAUUGCUAUGCAGGAUCCAAAACAACCUAUCCAUUUUGUUGAAAUAAUUAAAAGACCAGGACAAACAUUGGGAUUAUACAUACGAGAGGGUAAUGGUGUCGACAGAAAUGACGGUGUCUUCAUCUCGAGAAUAGCUCUGGAGACCGCAGUCUACAACAGCGGCUGCCUGAAGGUUGGAGAUGAGAUUCUAGCAGUGAAUCUGGUCGAUGUGACGCACAUGAGCCUGGACGACGUCGUAAUCAUUAUGUCGAUACCCAGAAGACUCGUCCUGGCGACAAGACACGGCCAACACCAGCCAGUUUCGCACAGUCGUCAGACUGAACAUAAGGCACCUCCAGUUGUAGUGAUCAAGAGAGAGCUAAACGAAGAUGAGAGUGAUCAUGCAACAAGCAAUCAUGUCAGGGAUGGCAAUCGUAGACGUGGCGAUGGUCGUGAGAUGUUACCUUCCCGAUCAAGGUUAGGUCUGACAGGUCUAGGUUCCAGUCAAGAUCUCGGAUCCAGCAAUGGCGAUCUGUAUUACAAUUCCAGACCGGAAGGGCAUUGGUCUUAUCAACCACCACCGCCUCCUGUAAUUACACAUCAGCCUAAACCCUCUACAACACAACAUUUCCAGCCUUAUGAGCGUGGAUAUCCAAAAACAUUGGAGAGUUUGGCUGAAAAAGAUUUUACAAAGGUACACUCGUUCUACACGGGGCCAGUUAUGCCCUCUAAUGGUGGCCGCCGGAUGUCCACGGGUGCAGGAAUGCAAUCAGUUGGUAGCAGAUUAUCUAGUCAAACUCAAUCAACGCAUUAUGGUUAUGGUCAGCAUACUGGAACUGGAAGAAUCAUGCCUAGAAGCGGUUCGGAUCAACAUUUACCUCGGGUUGAUUACACGAGCAUCACAACUCCAGCUAGACAUACUCUUCUUAGAUCCAGUUUGAAGUCAGGAACUUCUGCGUUGAGAUACAAUACCAGAUAUGGUACUCAGGGAGAUAGCGCGUCAACUACACAAAGACAAGGACAAUUUGGUACCCUAACCAGGAGGCAUCGACCAUCAUUGGAUUAUGCUUCCGAUACCGAAGCAACUUGUUCAAGUUCGCCGAAAUCGGCUUAUUAUUAUUAUAGGCAUAACAUGAAUAAUCCGCCACAAAGUAGUGCUGUCUCGCAUCUUGCCACUCUCUCGAGAUCACAGAUUGGUCAGAGUUCCUCAGGCUUGAGAUCGAAUUCGUUGCCUCGUAGUGGCAGAACGUUGCCUCAGCAACCAGGUCUCAGGUCUGGACUUAGCACAGUAGCAUCUGGACUAAUAGAUCAGGAAGAUAGCGAUGGUGCACUGUCAGCGCCUGAACUACCUUCCAUCAGACGCGAUAGAGGAAGAAUACCGUCAUCACCUAGUGUGUUCACAUCAGAUGAGUACCGGGCAUGGUUGAGUCGAACGCCGAGUACCAGUGCAUUAUAUGAGCAGAUCAGAGCCACUACAACCAGACCACCACGUUAUACCUACAGUGCAGAAAAUAUUCAUGCAGCUGCAAAUCAAGGUGAAUAUGGAAGCUAUGGAGCAUACAGACCACUUUCCAGCACGUUAGAUCGUUUGUCAACAAGAUCAGCUUCUGCACAACAAGUGAAUCUUGCCAAUUUAAGAGCAUCGACGGCAAUAAGUUCAACAUGUCCUCGUGGAACAGCGAAUCAAAGACCGGCCUCGGUUGCAUCCAGUGCUCGUACUUCUUUGACGAGUCAGAAACCAUCAUUGAGUAGCUCCACUACCCAGAGAGCAACGUCAGUCAGGAGAAUCAGAAAUCUGCUAGACUUAGAGUCCACGCGAAGCAUACCUACCCCCACGCCUACCAGAACUCAGGAUCAAAGACUGCUAGAUAUUAAUCCUGCAGAGUUCCUUAAAUAUAAGAUAGAAAAACCUCCAACUGUUGGAACUCCGAGCUCUACCAGCUCUCUUUUGAGUUCACUUGGAGAAACUAGCAGCGGCGAUUUGGCGGGAGGCGUUAGCGGACUUCUCUGGGUUCAUCUUCUGGCUGGGCGUGGUCUUCGUUCGACAACAUCUUCUUCAGCAGCCACUACACCUUCUACACCAUCAGGUCAGCCUAAUUUAGCUAGUUGCGGUUUGAGAGACCUUUACUGCGUACUGGAGUGCGAUAGAGUACACAAGGCGAGAACAGUGAUGCGAACCGGUGAUUUGAUGUUCGACUGGGACGAAACCUUCGAGCUGGAUCUCGUUGGCAACCGUCAAUUAGAUUUGCUGGUCUAUUCAUGGGACCCACAGUAUAGGCACAAGCUGUGUUACAAAGGAUCUGUACAUCUGGCGACUCUUUUGAAGGAGUCACCAGUUCAUCAGUUAGCUGUCAAGGUCGAACCACGUGGCACAAUUUAUCUAAGACUGCGAUACACUGAUGCUCAACAGACAUUCCGAAGAAGAGGACUUCCGGUUAUAUCUCUUGCCACAAGAGUGGCACCCCUUUUCGGAGUUGAUCUUGACACGGUGGUAAGUCGAGAAAGCAAGACUGGUGGAGUUCCUGGAGGCGUUUCUACCGCUUUAGCAAUGGGCGUUCCAAAUGUGCCCAUAAUUGUAUGGCGUUGUGUCGAAGAAGUUGAAAGAAGAGGUCUUGAUAUUAUUGGUUUAUAUAGGCUUUGUGGAUCAGCUACGAAGAAGAGGAUACUUAGAGAAGCUUUUGAAAGGAAUGCUCGUUCGGUGAACUUGUCGCCUGAUAAUGUGCCAGAUAUCAAUGUCAUUACUGGUGUAUUAAAAGAUUACUUGCGAGAACUUCCAGAACCACUCUUCACGAAGUGCCUCUACCAAAUGAUGGUCGAUGCACUGGCCGUCUGUCUACCAGAUGAUCCACAGGGCAAUGCAAAACUCAUGUUUAGUAUACUUGAUUGUUUACCAAAAGUGAACAGGUGUACAUUAAUAUACUUGCUCGACCAUUUGGCAAUGGUGGUAUCCCAAUGCAAUAAAAUGUCUCCAGCAAGUUUGGCAGUUUGUUUUGGACCAGUAUUAAUGCUACAUUCAGAAGAAAAUGGGCCACCUCUGGAUUUCCAACAACCAAUAGCAGUUCUCAAAUAUCUUCUUGAGAUUUGGCCUGUUAAGUCAGUUCGGAAGAUUUCUUCAGUCGCUUCAGCGCUUCCUCGAGCUACGCCAGCAGUCGAGCACAACAGUCAACAGCAACUGCAGCAGCAGCAGCAGCAGCAGGUACAGCAACAGGUACAGCAACAGGUACAACAGCAGUUACAGGGAACAUUGGGGCGCACAGGGCUGUCUUGGCAGCCUCAACACUCACUUCAUCAACAGCCCCCAACUACGGCACCACCCGUAGCUCUCGCGUCCUCCACUCGUCCACCACCACCGGUCAAGCCUCGACAGGUGAUAGUCUCGUCUCCCGGUUCACCUAGCAGCGAGGAGUCAGAAGUCUCGCCGGAACCGAUUAACAAGAGCCUCCUCGGCGGCCUGGGACUCGAAAAGAGCAACGAAGGGACCACAGUGAACUCGACUGGUCCAGGAACAGAACAAAUUACACCGACCAGUAGCGUCGACACUGAGGAGGGGAAUAUACCACAUCUAGAAGAAGGCGAAAAGGGAGUUGAGGGUGAUAUAGAAGCUAGUGACGACGAUCGACAUCAGCACGCACCCAAGACGCAUUAAAAUUUCGUUGAACAUAUGGAUUAAUUAUAAGUCGAGGGUGUGCGCCCAUAACUUAAAUAUCUCCAUUUCAAUUUGAUACUUUGAAGAAUUUUGCUUUUUUUUUGUUGAAUGAAGAUUAAGAAGAAACAGUGUUGGGCAUCGAACGAUGAAUAUUUAAAAAGAUUAGGAUUUGAAUUCAAUAUAUGAAAGAUAAUAUAAUCGAUUCAAUUAGUUGAAAAGAUUGAUUGUAAUCUAGUUAAUUGUUAAAGUAGACUGUGAACAGGCAAAGUCUGAUUACAGUUUUUGUAAAUUUAUUUAUUGACAUAAGAGGAAAGUUUGAUUAUAUGUGAAUAUAUUGCAUGAUACUGGUGCUGCAAAGGCUGAUGGUAAUAAAGAAUAAUGGAUUUUGAAGUCUGUUAGAACAAAUGUCUAUAGAUUGGUUAAAAGUUUUUGUUAUUCACAAAUAUGUUUGUUACAAUCGUUUAGGAAAAGAAGAGUGAGGUUAAGUUCUUAAGACAUUGCUUAUUAUUCAAAAUUAAAUAGAAUGGUAAGCAGAUGUGCUAAAGAAGUUUUUUUUAUCUUAGCAUACAAUUUUUAUAAUAUGUUGAUAAACGCUGGAGAAAAAAGAAAAUACAUUCUAUUUCUGAUUUCUCGAAGACAUUCAACGCGUUGACUGCUUCGAUUUGGAAACUAGUGUGCUAAUAUUUGUAUGACAAAACGAUUUUUUAAUUUUUAAUGCAUACUAACUAUUCAUAGAGCAACAAAAAAAUUUUUUUUAGAAUGUUAUUAUUGCAUUGUUGGCUGUGUUAGAAAAAUAAUUUUCUUCGUUAUAUGAUGUUGUGUUUUAAAAUAUUUAUAGACGUUUUCUUAUAACAGUCAACGCGUCAAAUCGCACAUAUAUUUCUCUGAGAAUGUUGUAUUUAAAAAAUGUGUAAUUUAUACGAAACUCGAGGCUGAAUAUUUGUCGCCAGACGCACAAUAAGAGCGAUCAUUGUUUCCCAGAUGAAACGACGCGCAUAAUGGGACCACUGCGAAUAUUCAUUAUAAAAUCAUCGUGAAGAAAUGAGAUCUUACGCUACAUUGACGAUCUGACGACUAACUAAAAGCCUUCUGCAAGUUUUAUAUGUAUACGAGUUUGUUUCCGUAUUGCUCAUCAGAUACGUAUAAAGAUAGCCCAUCAAA
This is a messenger RNA of Apis florea (little honeybee), 6083 nucleotides long. RefSeq names its product Rho GTPase activating protein at 100F (gene RhoGAP100F). NCBI's taxonomy places the organism in Eukaryota, Metazoa, Arthropoda, Insecta, Hymenoptera, Apidae. The record is from RefSeq and is a predicted model, not a curated record. Gene Ontology annotation, biological process: cell projection organization; signal transduction; cell migration. Gene Ontology annotation, cellular component: synaptic membrane. Gene Ontology annotation, molecular function: protein binding; GTPase activator activity.